This is a messenger RNA of Priapulus caudatus, 2770 nucleotides long. Its product is annotated as ethanolaminephosphotransferase 1-like. Bases 19 to 1194 code for a protein of 391 amino acids. The transcript has 10 exons. The record is from RefSeq and is a predicted model, not a curated record. Lineage: Eukaryota; Metazoa; Priapulida; Priapulimorpha; Priapulimorphida; Priapulidae. Gene Ontology annotation, molecular function: ethanolaminephosphotransferase activity. Gene Ontology annotation, cellular component: Golgi apparatus; endoplasmic reticulum membrane. Gene Ontology annotation, biological process: phosphatidylethanolamine biosynthetic process.
CAUUAGUGAAGAUCGAAGAUGGCGAUCAAAUAUAUGAGCGCAGAACAAUUGGAGGGGUUUGAUGUAUAUAAAUAUAGCUGUGUGGAUACAUCACCGCUCAGCAAGUAUGUUAUGCACCCAUUCUGGAACCUUACUGUGAAGAUUCUGCCGCACUGGCUCGCUCCGAAUCUGAUGACAUUCACGGGAUUCCUGCUGCUCGUUGUAAACUUCGUAGUGCUGUCCUACUAUGACUUCCACUUCUUUGCGAGUAGCGACUACAACCCAGACUACCUGCCUGUGCCUGGCUGGGUGUGGCUCUUCUGCGCCUUCACUAACUUCUUUGCGCACACGUUAGAUGGCUGUGAUGGGAAGCAGGCGAGACGCACUCAGUCGAGCAGUCCUCUAGGAGAGCUGUUCGAUCAUGGCGUAGACAGCUGGGCAACCUCCUUCCUCCCCAUCGCACUGUACUCCGUGUACGGGCGCGCAGACGGGGGCAUGAUACCAUUACGAACAUAUUUUAUCAUUUGGAGUGUGCAGAUAGUAUUUAUAGCGUCCCACUGGGAGAAGUACAUAACAAAGGUUCUCUUCUUGCCGUGGGGCUACGACAUUAGUCAAGUGGCGAUGACGGUGGUGUACGUGAUAACAUUUGCCAAAGGCUACGAGUUCUGGAAGUUUUCCUUCCAUAUAGGUCCCGUAGAAGUUACGGUUCCCGGAAUCGUUGAAGUUGGUGUCUAUACAUUUUCAAUUGGACUUAGUCUGAGCCAGACGCUAUGGAACAUAUACAAGGCCUAUCGCGAUCAGACGGGGAAGAUGCUGAGCUUCUAUGAAGCCAUGAUUCCGCUGCUGCCCGUCACCAUGCUCUUGAUCUUCUCGACGAUGUGGGCGUUCCUCUCACCGACCAACAUCAUGGAGUUGCAGCCGCGCACCUUCUUCUUCUUCACGGGGACGGUCUUCUCCAACAUCACGUGUCGUCUGAUCGUCGCUCAGAUGGCGGGAACACGGGCCGAGAUGUGGAACUGGCUGCUCGUGCCCGUCAUGGUUACCGUGACGACGGUCGUCUUCGUGCCGUCGCUCUAUGACUGGGAGACCUACAUGCUGUAUGCGCUCACCGCCGCCGUCACGCUCUGCCACCUCCACUAUGGCGUGUUCGUGGUCAGACAGAUGGCACAGCAUCUCGGCAUCAGCGUCUUCACCAUACGCAAGAAAGAAGAUUGACAAUUAGCCGACAAUGCAUGCUAAUCUGGGGGACGCGAGGUGUUCCGCAUCACCGGCGACCCUCCGGCGCCCUUCGUUCGACCUCCGCGCACUCGCGGGGGCGCCGCGAGCGUCGGCGGCGGCACCGCGAAGGUUUCUUGUGAUGCGAGACGCCCGAUGUGACCACGGGGGGGAGGCAGCGUUCGGACGCUGAUUGAGCUUGGGAGCUUCCAUGCGUGUGUGAUAUUAGUCUGUGACGGUGUCGUGUUGUUGUCUGUGGUGGAACGCUUGGUUAUGUGAGCUGUUGUUUUAUCUGCAGAGUACUUGAAAGGUGUGUGAGCAAGCGCAGUUGCGAGCGAUUGUCGCUGUGCGUGGCUGCCGCUAGGGUGCCGUGAUUGGUGCGGAUUGGUGAUGAACCAUUCAGAUACUCUGUAGUUGCAUGGGUGUGCUUCCCCCUAUGGUACCUCACUGUGUAGUCAUCUAGCGAUAUGUAUAUCGUUAUCAAAAAAUUUUAAUCGGAGGCAUUGCGAAGAUUAGUGACUGCUAUUUUUCAGUGGCUUUCUUUUCUACCUUUUUUGCACUCGUUUUGUCUGUUCUUGUUGUGUUUACCCACUGCACCUAUUGUUUCUUCUAUCGUAUUUCUAUCUUUUUCGUUGUUGUUAUUCUUGCUUACCACUUCAGCUGUUGUGCGUAACAACUCGUUUUCCUUUUUUCUCUCCAAGCAGUCUUUUCCUUUUCCAAUAUUUCUCACCACUGUUACGUCAUUGGCUUCACCUCUUACUUGGCUUAUUUCUUGCAAGCUAUCAUUUGAUUUCGUUAUUGGCGGAAUAGGUGGUAUAAACAUUGGUAGAUGACUAGACACGUGUUAUCUCCCGGUUAUUGUGCAUUGUCUGGUGCGACAAAGGAUCCAACGCCUUACCGUUGGAAAAUGCCAACACGUGUGCGUAUAUAAAUUAAGCAUAUAUAUCAAGAGUGCAUAAUAGAGAUUAUAUAUUAUUCAUAAUCUCUAUUAUGCACUCUUGAUAUAUAUAUAUGGUAUUAUGACUUCGGCACUCCUGUUUAAACUAGCACAGCUACCCAGCACCGUUUUCAUUGAGUCACGGUAGUGGAUGGUAGACGAUAUAUAGCAUGACUAUAUGACCAGCUGCGACCUUAUUACGUGAGCGUCUGUGGUGCUGUGUUGUGCUAGCUGCUGUGUUUCCAUGCACGUCGGUCGUAGUGAGUGACUUUUGCGAAAGGAGCUAAACUUGUGAAUUUUGCUGGCUAUAUAGGCCUAUAUGCGAAGCUAGUAUUUCGUUUGCGGAUUUCUUUAUGCAGGUGUUAUUUUGGGUUGAGAUAUGAGGAUUAUGGCAGUGAUGUCGACUGCUAGUUGAAUCGGCCAUUGAAAAAUAAUUUUAGCUGACUUGAUACCGUCAGGUAUUCGUGUGAAACUUGGGCCCAGUUUUUAGUAGGUUUUUAUGAUGGCCUCACGAGAUUUGCGAUGCUGAACAAGUUUUUCCUUACCAUUGGAUAGAUGAAAUGGAGCACAAUGUGUUUGGAUAAUUAUAUAUAUUAAAAGUGUGUGUGUGUACGUGUGUAAUCUAUAUAGGUUAUAUAU